Menidia menidia (Atlantic silverside) is the source of this 3800-nucleotide messenger RNA. Lineage: Eukaryota; Metazoa; Chordata; Actinopteri; Atheriniformes; Atherinopsidae. The record is from the annotation of a GenBank genome assembly.
AUGAAGUUCCUCCUGGUAAACAGAGGCAUACAGAUGUUCUUUACAUGUGGAAAAGAGGAGAGCAGUGGCACGUCUCUCAAUUCUGGUCUUUACAGCUGUGCGGACGCAAUGGAAGUUGUUGUGACAGAGGAGAAGAAGAAAAUCUUCCGUGCGAGGAAAACCAUGAAGAUCAGUGAUCGACUGCAACUCGAGAGCCUUCACAGCACUUUGCUGACAACGACUCCUAGUUUGUCCAACCCGUCUCCACCGCCUCUGGUGAACGGCACGCAUAAAGAGGAUGGACAAAAAGUGGGUGACAAAGAGCAAAACAACAUCUCUGACUCCAACUCCCCCCCUGCGGCGUCACCUGUCUCAGCGACCUCCCUUAGCUCUCCCGCUCCUUUCCUGUCCCUGAAUUUGUCCCCUUCCCCAGCCUCCUCACAAAGCCCCAAGGCACAGGAAGAAACUUCCUCUCCCUCUUCACCAUUCCAGCCUGUGUUCUUUGAUCUGAAGAAGAUGGAUGACGAGGAAAAGAGAGGCUCUUCACCAUCCUCACCAAACGAGCCUAUUACGUCAGCUGAUUGUAGGGUCCGACUGGAGGAGGACAGCGAGGAGAUAUUGGUCAUGGAAAAGAAUAAGGAGAAACAAACGACAAAAGACCCAGCGUUGGAUUUGACAAAGGAUUCUCUGGAAGGUUUGGCUUCCUCCUCACCUGUGCCACCUACAGGCUCUGACUUUGAAUGCAAAGAGCUGAUGGAUGCAGAAAGUAACACUACAAAGGCCAGAAAACCAGAGGCCUCCACAUCGAAAACGAAAGACAGUAAACCUUCUUCGCCAAAGGACGCUACUUCCGAUUCCUCCAAAAGCCCAUCGACAUCUCAGUCGGCCUCUGGUGCAAAUGAAAGGAAUGCAACGGAAGUGAAAAAGGGGGACGCCAAAGCUGAAAAGGAUGACAAGGUCGAUGCAAAGAAAGCAUCAAAAAAAGAGGAAAAGAUGGAAGUGGACUCAGUGAAAGUGGAGCUCAAAAAGAAGAAAAGCGAACAUGGACAAACGGCUAAACUAACGCGACCGUCAUCCACUCCACCUUCAAACACAGCUCAAGCGGAGAAGGGUUCGACCUCAGGACUAAAACGCACUUUAUCAGAGGGGGAAAAAGAUGGACUGAGUGUGAAAAGGGAAGGGAAGAGGCCCAAGGUGGACCACGAGGAGCUGGAGGCCCAACUGGAAUUUAAAAUCACAGCAAAAGCCGGUAGUCACCAUAAACUUGAAAAGAUUGUGCAGCAGCUUGUGGAUGAACGGCUAAAGAUCUUGGAGCUGACCAUUUUUGAGCAACACUUCCAGGAGCUGAAGGACAGAGUUGACAAAAUCAACUGUGCCACUAAACACCAAACCGCCAUAAACACACUCCAAAGCAAGAUAUCCCGACUAGCUAAAAAGUUCGGAGAGGCUAACCAGGCGUCCGAAAACAAGAGAAAGCAGGAGGCACUCGCUGCUGUCGCUGUCGCCGCCGCCGCUGCCAAGACUGCAACUACCGCCAGCAACCCUCAAGCCCAGCGGCCCGUCCGGACUUCCAUUGAAGGAAAGCAGGUUCCAGCUGUUUCUUCUUCCAGCCCAACUGUUGGUCCGGCCCCAGCCUCUUUGCCUGCCACUGCUGCAGCUGCACCCUCAACUUCCACCUCCACGACUAUGGUUCCACAGGGCUCCAUCUUUCAGCUCAUCACAUCCACCUCUAAUGCUUCCUCCACGCUGGCCACCGCCAUCACUACUCAAAGCCAGCCGGGCACUCUGGUGCUGAAAACAACUCCCGGGAGCGGCAUGAUGGCAACAGGCCAGCCACUUGUCAUCCAGCUGCCUCUGUCGGUGAAUGGCCAGACGGGGACGCUGGUCAACUUCCCCGUCUCCUCGCUGUCCGCGGCAGGCUCACUCAGCAAGGGCAAAACGUCAUCCUCCACCACCACAUUUAUACUCAAGUCUCCUCCUGUGACCAACACGGCGACAGCCUCCACCCCAGCUGCCGCCACUCUGCCAGCAAUUCAGGCCUCCACCAGCCAGGUGGCCCCUACGCAGAUCUCUCUGCCCCGGGCUGUGUACCAAGGAGGUGCGGGGGGAAUAACCACACCCAAUGCUGGCGUUUCGGUGACCACAGCAAGGACACCAGCCCAGUCAGUCUCAGUUGUUGGUGCCAUGUCUUCAGCCUUGACACCUGCAACUUCUGGGCCAGCAGCAACAGGUUCCACUGCUCCAGGACCCCCUCAAGGCACCUCUCUAACAUCGAAGACAGUGACAGGUGUGAAGAGUGCCACCGCAGCUUCUACUCCCACCCCUGCCCUGCGCGCUAACCCAGUUAGCAGCAUCCCCAACAGUGCUGGCACAAGGUCAUCUCCAAAGAUCAUUCAGAACCCCUCCGGCAAUCCUCAGAUCACGGUGCAUCACCGCCCCCCACUGGACUCCCCGCUGAAAUCCCGCACCGUAACCACCACGACACCGACCCGGGGCUCCAACGUGGCGCUCCCGCCUCUCCCUGCUGCCCCGGUGCCGCCACGUUUACCGCCAGAGGCUGAGCGGACCUCCCCUCCUCAGCAGCUCCAGCUGAAGCUGGUUCCAGGUCAGACGGGAAUAGUUCUGUCCUGGAGCGUGGCAGAAACCGAUCGGACCUGUGCCACUGUGGAGAGCUAUCACCUUUAUGCCUUCCAUCAAGACAACUCGAGCAGCAACGCAGGCCAACAGCACUGGAAGAAGAUCGGGGAGGUGAAUGCCCUUCCCUUACCUAUGGCCUGUACGCUGACGCAGUUCCAGUCGGGCUCCACCUACCAUUUUGCUGUCCGAGCCAAAGACAUUUACGGGCGCUUUGGCUCCUUCUGCGAACCUCAGUGCACAAAUGUUAUCAGUUCCAGCUCAAACUGAAUCAUUAAGGAGCAAAGACUGUUUGUUUUUUUGCCUUUGAAAGUUUAUGACUUUUUUUUAAACUUUCUCUUCUGUUCGAAACUCGUACAUUGUAUGCAGAACACAUACAGCAACUGUAAAUAUAUCUACACAUAAAAACUGGACUACUGGCUGAUUUGAAUCGAAGCAGCAAACUCUUGGAUUUGUCUGGUCCGUUGUAUGUGAUGUAUUACUUUGUGACUUAAGCUGUUGUGUAUAUCACUGAAUUAUUUUGCCCCUCUGCAAGGUCAGCUAUUUAUGUUCAAUCCUGCUAGUCAAACCCAAAUCUUUUUUUCUUUUUUUAAUCCUUUUUAUGAGGAAAAGUGACAGGAUUAUUCAUGUAAACUCAAUUGCACAAAAAUGUAUACUUGUGUGGUAGAAACAGAAUAACUUUUGUAAGUUUUGUCUGGCAACCAGACUUUGAUGAACAUAAUAAAAUGUUUUAUGGAAGUAAAGGCUUCCCUUAGCCCUUUCAUAUCAUGAUAGCAGAGAAUGCAGACUUGUUUAAGUUCCAGGUUAUACCAAACCAAAUAGCGAUAAGGCCAAUAAGAAAUUAUUUACUAUAGGACUGAAUGCUUUUUAUAUCACUUUGGAUCCAAAAUGCUGCUUCUUUUUGUACCUGACUUCCAUUUGUGGAACAAUGAAGUUCCAGUUUCUAACGACUAACCAUCCUUCAGCUGUUUCAGGCUGAAUAAAGUCAGAAAAAGUCUGGAGGAAUCAUUUGCAGCUUCAGUUGCUCAUGUAAAGAACAGAAAAUGUUUAUUUUUUCUACUUUGCCUACAUCAAUAACAUCAGAGUUAAUUAAAAUAGAAAAACAAAGUGCCCAUCUUCACGUGUGAUGACUUAAAUUUUAUCAUUAUUCUUAAAUUUUAUAUUUGAUUUAAUUUUACCCAAAUGAA